UUCAAUUCAGUUUGAUUUCAACGCGCUCAAACGAUUGAAGUGAUUUGGAAAAUUUUGACGAUUUAGAUUUUUUUAUUUUCAUAAGAAAAAAAUCAUACGAAAAAAAAUUCUAUUGUGUAUUUUAAUUUAAAUUAGCACACUCAGUGUCUAUUUAUGACAAUCCAUUGACCAUUUCAAAAAAGCAGAAAAAAAAAACACACAGAAAGUGAGUGCAAACUUCUCCAACUGAGAGAGACACAGCAUCAUCAACGCCUGACUGAAAAUAGUCCUUGCUGAGCGCUACAAAUAUUUCUUAUUCCAAAAACAAACAAUCUUCUGUUCGUGCACUCUUUCUCUCUCUCUCUCGCCAGAACUCUCUCUCUUUCUCUGAAUGUCCUUACGACAUUUUAUCAGUGCGCGCGCAUAGUAAACCUCAAAAAAGUGGCAUGAAUUAAGUGUGAACAUAAAAAAAAAAUAAAUUCAUCUACUGAGACGAGAAACCAAAAGUGAAUAAACGCUAACAAAACAACAAAUAAGAAAAGAGUGAAUGAAUUUUCGCAUAUUUACUGUACUCGUAUUCACCACAGUUUGUAUUUGUUCCUGAAUUUAUUCAACACAUAAAGCUUACGCUAACCAGCAAUCUAUAGCAUCGCCUGUGGCAUCCUUUUUACCACAUUCCAUACAACAACAAUUCGUACGGCAACAAAAAGAAAAACAACAACAUCAACAACAACAAUAUUUGCUAGCACAAAAGAAAGAAUUCAUGUGUGUUGCGCAGUUUCCUUACCACUUGCCACAUCACAUUUAUCGCAGUGGCAUACACGAAAGGCGUUGAAAAAAAGAGCAGAUUAAACUGAUACUCAGGGCAACAGUUGCUCGCUAACGACAACCAUCAUCAAAUAAAACUGGGCAUUCCAAUUAAAAUCAAAAUAGAUUUCUUCUUGGCUAAUAGUUCACCAUCAAAUCUGCACACCAAUCGACAGCUACAACAACAGCAACGGCGUUGGGCAACGAAGAAGCCAACACGCAGUACACGCACUGCGAAACGGGCUAGCAACGCCGCUGUCGCCGCCGCUAAGGCCAGAAAACCGACACCGCUAGAGGCCGAACAACAAAAGCAGCAACAACAAUUGCAAAAGCAAACACAGCAAUCAAAGCGGCAACUAUUUGUUAAAAUGAAUCUGCUAAUGGUCUGUGUACUGCUGUUGGUGGCAUUAAUCUGCCAGCCAACAUUGAUUUAUGGUCUUAGAGGUGGCCACCACUCGGCUGCGGGUACCAUCAGCCAGAAUGGUGAUCACGACCUUGUCCACCAUCAGCGUAAUGGUGUCAAAACAUUUGGCGGUAAAGUGAAACGUUCCCGCUCGCACAGCCCACAUGCCACCCCGGGUGAAUUGGCGAGUGCCAAGUUGGUAAUGGCCAUGGAGUCCGGUGAUGUAUUGGUGCGGCGUGCAGCGCGUGGUGCCAAUGUGGAGAGCGUUGAUGACAGCACAUUGGCUGUUGAUGCUGCAGCUGGUGGCAGCGGUAGUGGUAAACGUAACAAAAAUGGCAACAGCAAUAACAACAAUAAGAAGUUAAAUAAGAACUCUGAUGCACCGAAUGGCGGUAGAAAGCAAGAAAAGAAGUUCUCAGCCACAAUUGGUGGCCAGGCACAGCAACAGCAGCAUCACGGUCAUCAUGGCAGCGGUAACGGCAGUGGCAAUGGUAAUGGUAAUGGUAACGGUAACGGUAAUGGCAAAGGCAGACAACGUCAACAGCUUAGAUCACAACAUCAGGGACAUAGCAAACGCGGCGGCAAUAGCGGUAAUGGUAAUGGCAAUGGCAGCAAUUCGGGCUCAAAAGUGCGUAUGGAGAGCGUGGAAAAGACAACAACAUCAGAGAAGACCCAGUCUAGUUGUCGUUACUCGAAAGGCGCUUGGACCGAUUGCGAUCCCAAAACUAAUGUACGCACACGCACUUUGACGCUCAAGAAAGGCGAAUCGACCUGCUUGGCAACCAGAACUAUGCAAAAGAAAUGCAAGAAGCCAUGCCGCUACGAAAAGGGUGCCUGGUCAGAAUGUACUAACGGCCAAAUGACUAGAUUGGAUAAAUUGAAAACAGCAGCCGCAAAAGCCAAUUUGCCUGUUAAUACUGACGCUACCGAUGCCAAUUCGGACUCCAGCUGUGAACCAAUACGCAAAACUACGAAAAGAUGUAAUUCCGGUGGUGCGAAAAUGGCCAACAAAGCAAAUAAGGAACGCAAGCAUAAGGAUAAAGCACAACGCCGAGCUCAACAGGAGCAGGGUCAAUGAGACGAGGACAAAAACCAAGGCGAAG
Ceratitis capitata (Mediterranean fruit fly) is the source of this 2292-nucleotide messenger RNA. Its product is annotated as cell wall protein IFF6. Gene Ontology annotation, cellular component: extracellular region. The coding region runs from base 1155 to 2267 and encodes 370 amino acids. Gene Ontology annotation, biological process: mesoderm morphogenesis. The transcript has 6 exons. Gene Ontology annotation, molecular function: heparin binding; growth factor activity. NCBI's taxonomy places the organism in Eukaryota, Metazoa, Arthropoda, Insecta, Diptera, Tephritidae. The record is from RefSeq and is a predicted model, not a curated record.